GUCGUCUACGGAGUAUCAUCAUAUAUCUGUAUUUAUUUACCGUAAAGAAAGUGAUUUGCAGUAGCCAUGCCCUCUCCGUUGCAGGAGAAGAGCCGGCGCUCGCGACUGCUCAGUGAUCUGGAGAAUGACAUUGUGAUAGGGUUGCUUCCUCCGCGCUGCGAGAGCUUAUCGACAGCCGUGGUGCAGUGGCUGGUUACGGACAAUUCCCAGCCCGACCAGUGGCGGAUAGCCGGAUGCGGGGCGGCCUGCUUUGUCCAGAACCACGCACAGAAGACGUUCUUAAUUCAAGUCUACGAUAUCGAGAGGUUUUGCCUGCUGUUCGAACACGAAAUCUACCUUGAGAUGGAUUAUCGCCGUUGUCAGACGGUGUUCCACAUGUUCGAAGCCGACAACCACAUGGUCGGCUUGAAUUUUGCCGAUGCUGUGGAAUCUAAAGAGUUCUAUGAAAUCGUCAUCUCGAAAACGCAGAGCGUGCGGAAAUUUAUGGCAUACCAGGAAUGGCAACAGAGCAGAACUGAUCAAAACCAAUCUUUUUCGACGGACAUGGAAGAUUUCCUGACUGAGUUUUAUAAAGCACAUCCAAACUGGAGAUCCACAGACGACUGGUGUGAAUAUAUUCAGGGGGCCGUCUGCGCCGGUCAACUAGAAGAAGCCCGAGAAUUAAUCGCGCAGAGCGAAAUGAGCGACCCGGAAUCCGUGCUAGAUUUUCUUUGUGUACAAAGUUGUUUGUCCGGUCAGUUCAUCACACUCUUGGAGGAUGUUGGCACCAAAUACGACCAGCUCCUGCGAUUGGUGUUCCAUCGCAUCGCCAACAGAAUUCCUGUAUACCUGGGAUCCUUACUAGAGCGUUUUCCACCACAAGAACGGAGAAAGCAACUUCUAUUGACACUGAUGGAGCUCUUUGACGACAACGACGACUUCGUGGCAUUUGAUGCCAUGUUCCACCUGCAUAUUCCACCGACCAUGCUACAACUGCAUUUGUGCGAUAUUCUGGAAGCUGUAUACCUUGAUGGAAGAAACCGAACGCCUGCGCUGAUGAACUUUCUGGAAUAUCUGGUUACUAAUGGCGUCAAGGACGAAGCAGUUUGCCUCGAUCUUGCCCAUUAUUACGUGGAGGAAGGCACACCUGAUAAACUUCUGUCGUUGUUAAGGAACUGCAGCCCGGAGCUUGUCAAGCAUGUUUGCAUGGAACGCGAGAGCUGUGGGGAUUUCGACAGCGCUCUGCUGAUUUACGAAGCACACAAUCGCCGCGAAGACUUUAUCAGGGUAUCUAGCAAAGCACAGCAAUUUGCGCGUCAGCUGUGCUACUUACUAAAGCAGCGCAGCGAAGGGCUCUGGGAGGACGCUCUGUGCCCGACUAAUGAUAAUCGUUGGCGCCUGCUGGAAGCCAUAGACGCCGUGCCGGUGCUGAACACUGGCCGCACUAACCCGCAAACAGCGCCGUGGCCGAGUGAUAUUUUCCACCAGUUAACCCUGCUAGUUCACGUAAUGGCCAGGAAAACGCCGGAUCUGCAACAAGAAACACAAAACCUCAUUCAGCAAUUACUGCAGGUUGACUUGUGGACUGUACAACAGAGAAAGCUUCUGGAACUGUACUCUCUGCGCUGCAUCUUAGCAUUCCGCGAUACAAUGACCGAAGGGGAGAUUCUACAAGUAUUUGGGCAGCAGCUCUACGCGUACAAUCCCCUAGUCGUGGUGCCGGCGCUGGCUCAUAUCGGACUGUUGGAAAUGGCUAAAGACAUUUGUCUUCAAGCCGGCUGCUGGAAGGAAUUAGCGCAAGUGUUCUCAGUAAACAAAAACAUCAGCAGGGAGUUCAUCCGGGAAGUGGCUGAUAAAAGCGGCGAUCCAGAGUUGUUGUUUCUUGCGGGCGAGCGCUGCCUGUUGGAGGAUCAGAUUGCCGACUCAUUGCACUACUUUCUGGAGGCCGGACGUUUCGAUUACUAUCUGCUGCCGCAUGGGAUUUGUUGAUACGAUUUCUGGAGAACGCCGGAGAACAUCAUGCCGACGUCUCCAUCAAUGUAGCCUUAGUGCUGGCGUACAGCUCAACCAACCGUUUACAGGAUGCCAUGGAACUCAUGCGCACCGCCGAAACACCCGAUUCCAACAACUGCCGCAUCUGUAUGGAGCUGCCGAAGAUCAUGGCUUUUGCUCCGUGUGGACAUGUGGUGGCUUGUGAGCGCUGCUCACAACAACUAAACGACUGUCCAGUGUGUCGUUC
Paramacrobiotus metropolitanus is the source of this 2218-nucleotide messenger RNA. RefSeq names its product probable clathrin heavy chain 1. Lineage: Eukaryota; Metazoa; Tardigrada; Eutardigrada; Parachela; Macrobiotidae. The record is from RefSeq and is a predicted model, not a curated record. Gene Ontology annotation, biological process: intracellular protein transport; vesicle-mediated transport. The coding region runs from base 67 to 1968 and encodes 633 amino acids. The transcript has 13 exons.